AUGGAGACUCCUCCGCACUCGCCUGGGAAGACCGAGGUCGACAUCAUCGAUAUUCGCUCCUCGACUCACGAUGUCUCAUUGAAGAAAGAACUCGAAACUAGCCUAUCAGCAACUCCACCAAGAUUCCCAUCGCUACUUCUCUGGGACGAGAAGGGCUUGCAGCACUUUGAAGCCAUCACAUACUCUCCCGAAUAUUACCUCACCAACUGUGAAAUCGAGCUGUUGAAACAACACAGCAACGAAAUCGCUCGACAAAUUGCACCCGGCUCCAUUGUCUUGGAACUUGGAAGCGGAUGCCUCAGAAAAAUCAAGAUUCUACUCGAUGCGCUAGAAGCCCAACAUAAGCCUGUGGACUACUAUGCCCUCGACUUGAGUCGUUCUGAACUCGAAAGAACACUUCUGGAUAUCUCACCUUCUUCGUUUCAAUAUGUGAAAUGCCAUGGGCUGCUAGGCACCUAUGAUGAAGGCCUGCGCUGGCUACAAUUUGAAUCGCAUGCGACGCGUCCGAAGUGCAUACUCUCGCUCGGGUCCACAAUCGGUAGCUCGUCAGGUCCUGAAGCGGCCAACUUCCUCGGUGGCUUCGUUCAAGCAGUAAAAAGCUCAAAACAAAAGACCAUCUUCGUCGUGGGUGUCGACGGAUGCAAAGAUGGCAACAAAGUGUGGCAUGCAUAUAACGAUUCAAAAGGUUGCAACUACCGCUUCAUCUCCAACAUUCUACAUAAUGCCAAUAAAGUAUUGGACUACGAAGUCUUUAACCCAAAGGAGUGGACUGUGAAAGGAGUGUGGAACGUCGAGCAGGGAAGUCAUGAUCAAUACCUUGUUCCUCAGCAAGAUUCGGUAGUUAGAGGUGUGCACUUGAAGGGAGGCAAGGGUCUGCACGUUGUCAGCAGCCACAAGUUUGAUGAGGAGGACCAGGAGAAGUUAUGGGAGGGUGCUGGUCUGCAGCUUCAGAGCUGCUGGAGGACCGAGCCUCACAACUAUGCUCUCAACGUACUGUCCGUAGAUGACACCCUCAACGGCGUUAGACAUGCAGCAUAG
Messenger RNA from Aureobasidium melanogenum CBS 110374, 1038 nucleotides. RefSeq lists its product as uncharacterized. The record is from RefSeq and is a predicted model, not a curated record. The transcript has a single exon. Gene Ontology annotation, molecular function: methyltransferase activity. The coding region runs from base 1 to 1038 and encodes 345 amino acids. NCBI's taxonomy places the organism in Eukaryota, Fungi, Ascomycota, Dothideomycetes, Dothideales, Saccotheciaceae.